AGUAUAUUAUGUUUAAAUUAUUAGCCCUCGAUCAAACUCCUCAAAACCACCUAGCUGUGUGAUGCAUGCGUUUUAUUUCUUUAUAUUAUUUAAUAAAUUUUGCUUUUGUGUAGGCUUAUAUUGUAUACAUGGGUGAUCGGAUUAAUCCAGACGGUUCUGCAAAAAGCCUUCAUAUUGACAUGUUAAGCAACGUUCUUGAGGGUGUGCCUUCUCACAAGGUUUCGGAACACCUUCUAUAUUCAUACGAGAAUUUCCAUGGAUGCGUAGCAAUACUAACUGAAGAUGAAGCAGAGGUUAUCGCUGGCAUGGAUGGAGUUGUUUCCGUUUUUCGAAACGAAAAUGUUUACCAUCAUACAACAAGGUCUUGGGAUUUCAUGGGUGUCCUUGAGAAUGUUGAGAGAAGCAACAUCGAGAGUGAUGUUAUUGUUGGAGUUAUUGAUAGUGGAAUUUGGCCUGAAUCUGAAAGCUUUCAAGAUCAAGGUCUUGGUCCACCUCCCACCAAAUGGAAGGGCCGAUGUCAAACUUCACAAAACUUUACAUGUAACAACAAGAUAAUUGGUGCUCAAUAUUUUCGAGCUGAUGGAAACUUCAGCAAGGACGAACCAUCACCAAGAGACACAGUUGGGCACGGAACACACACUGCCUCCAUAGUUGCUGGAAGAGUGGUACAAAGCGCAAGCUUCCUAGGCCUCGGCCAAGGAAUUGCUCGAGGGGGUGUACCAUCAGCCAGGAUCGCUGUUUACAAGUCGUGUUGGUCUCAUGGUUGUACAUCUGCCGAUGUCAUGGCAGCAUUUGAUGCAGCCAUAUCAGAUGGAGUGGACAUCAUUUCAGUUUCACUUGGAAAUCCUGAAAUCGAAGCAUUACCAUACUUCCGCGAUUCAAUAGCCAUAGGAUCAUUUCAUGCAAUGAAAAGAGGAAUCUUGACUUCUACAGCUAGUGGCAACACUGGUCCUGGUCUUCGAAGUCUGAGCAAUUAUGCACCAUGGUUACUCACUCUCGGAGCUGGUUCUAUAGAUCGUAAGUUCACCACUAACGUCCAACUUGACAAUGGCAUGGUCUUUGAGGGGAUUUCACUAAAUACAUUUGAUCUCGAAAAUAAGACUUUCCCCCUAAUCUAUGGAGGAGAUGCCCCAGACACAAUAUUCUCAAACUCAACACUUUCAAGAUAUUGUUUACCAGAUUCAUUAAAUAAAACAUUGGUGGAAGGCAAGAUUGUAGUAUGCGACAUGCUAUUAAGACCUGACCGCGGGUUAGAGGAGGUUUUCGUUGAUGGUGCAGCUGGGACAAUAAUGCACUUUGUUGAACCCAAUCUUUAUGAUACUGCACUUUCUUUCCCUCUCCCUGCAUCUUAUAUUCGCGAUGAUGAUGCCGUUCAUCUUAUUGCCUACACUAGAAACUUAACAAGCACCCCAUUUGGAACAAUACAUAAAAGUGUAGAAGUGAAGGAUGCAUCAGCACCAUAUGUAGCUUCAUUUUCCUCUAGAGGUCCUCAUCCACUCUCACCUCAUAUUCUUAAGCCAGAUCUAAUUGCCCCCGGAGUGGACAUUCUAGCAGCUUGGUCACCGGUUGCAUCUGUAUCAAGAGUUGAAGGUGAUCCGCGAUCUGUGCCUUAUACCAUAGCUUCUGGGACUUCCAUGGCAUGCCCACAUGCCACUGCUGUUGCUGCUUAUGUUAAGUCUUUCCAUCCUACUUGGUCCGCUACUGCCAUUAGAUCCGCUCUCAUGACUACUGCUCUACCUAUGAGCCAUGCUAAAAACGGAGAAGCUGAAUUAUCAUAUGGUUCAGGCUACAUUAACCCCUUGAAGGCUGUAAACCCCGGCCUUGUAUACAAUGCUGAAGAGGUUGACUACGUGAAAUUCUUGUGCAGUCAAGGCCUCGACGACAUCAACAUGAACCGAGUAACAGGAGAUAAUAGCAGUUGUCAAGGAAAUACUACUAAUUGGGAUCUUAAUUACCCUUCAAUCGCGCUCCCUACAAGUGUAGGCUCCUUUAGUUCUAUGUUUACUAGGACUGUCACUAAUGUUGGAUCGCCUAAUUCGACGUAUAACGCUGUAGUUACUACGCCUCAAGGGCAGGCACUGUCCAUCAAAGUGCAACCAUCUGUUUUGUCGUUCAAUUCUCUUGGACAGAAGAUAACAUUUACGGUAAGGGUUUCAGGGACAAUUGGUAUGAGAGCCUUGAUAUCAUCUUCUUUGGUUUGGGAUGAUGGUCAACAUCAAGUUCGAAGCCCUAUUGUUGUUUUUAAUUUGUCUUAGAUAGUUAGAUGUUUCAUGUUUGGCUUGAAAACUAGAUCUAUAAAUUUGGAUAAAUGGGUCAAGUUUGUACAUUGUUUUGGUUGAUUAAGGAUUAAAUUGUUCACAAUUUGUAAAUACAUUCAGUAAAAUAUAUUGUAGUAACAUGUGUUUGUAUAUAUAUUUAUAUAUAUAGACAUAUACA
Molecule: messenger RNA, 2436 nt
Organism: Chenopodium quinoa (quinoa)
Lineage: Eukaryota; Viridiplantae; Streptophyta; Magnoliopsida; Caryophyllales; Amaranthaceae
Product: cucumisin-like
Exons: 9
Coding region: 129-2255 (708 amino acids)
Biological process (GO): proteolysis
Molecular function (GO): serine-type endopeptidase activity
Source: RefSeq, a predicted model, not a curated record